Aspergillus homomorphus CBS 101889 is the source of this 1302-nucleotide messenger RNA. RefSeq lists its product as uncharacterized. The record is from RefSeq and is a predicted model, not a curated record. NCBI's taxonomy places the organism in Eukaryota, Fungi, Ascomycota, Eurotiomycetes, Eurotiales, Aspergillaceae. The transcript is spliced from 2 exons. The coding region runs from base 94 to 1302 and encodes 402 amino acids.
UUGACCAGACAAGAAGAAGGUUUAGCCGUCUGGCAGACAAAGGGAAUUCCACUAUGUGCGCGCAGGGAUUCGAUUUAUUGUCCCUCCGACGCCAUGCCCGACUCCGAAGUCCUCAUCCACAUCGCCGCGCCCAGCACCGUCCGUGACGAUGCACGCUAUCGCGCUCAAGUCGAGGCCAUUCUCGCAUUCCAGGCCUCCACCCGACAGAUGAUCACCUUGCGAUCGGACAAAGACCCCGAAGAAUCCCCUGGUGCAGACGAUGCAAGUACUGCCUCUAGCGCGCAGCCUGCUGCCUCUCCCACGGCAGUGGAUUCGACCGCCAGCACCGCUAGUGUAGCAGCCACUGUCGGUGAUCAAGCGCUCGAUGGUAGCACUCCCGAUAUACCUAGUCUGCAACCGGAAGCAGCACAAGCUCUGACGAAAGUCUCUUCGCCUUCCGGCCGAACCCAAUACGACGACUCCCUCGGAACCCCCAUUAGUGUGGUCCCAGACUCGCAACCCGGGCAAGGGCAGCCGGGCACCCUCGCCUUGCAGGAGAUCGAACCUCCUGUCACAGCAACCUGCCGCUCUCACGAACGAGCUCCCCCUACGGACUAUGUGCGGACAGCGAAGCGAAGCCGGGAAGAUCACCCGGUGCAUGAACACGAAAACCCCCCACAACCCUGUCUUGACGUUCCUUCCUCACCUGAUACCCAUCGCCACGACACACCAUCCACGAGAGAUACCCUAGUAACGACACCCCUCAAAAUCAUCCCGCCCUUGCCCCCAGUUUCCACAUCGCCCUUCAAAACCCAUAUAACCCCCACCCUCUCUAUGCUCGCCACGCGUCUCCGCUCCGAACGAACCUACACGCCCGUCAGACAGACCCGGGAUCUAGACCCCCUGGAACGCGGAUACUGGUUCCUCCAUAUCAAUCUCGUCCCCUCCGAACCACCACCACCAUCCAGAGCUGCAGCGCACAGUAACCCCGCAAUCAGCACGACGACCUGGGGCGUCUCAUUCUUUACCCGCUUCUGGACCUUCCUCUCCGAUUUUUUGAAGGAAGGCCGUGCAGGUUGGGGCGUCUGGUGUAUCGUGGAAGAUGCGCAGCCAACACCACCACCGGCAGUGAAACCCGGACAAUCGACCACGCACCCCCCAGCGGAUGCCGAAAUGCAGCGCCUAACACUCAAAGUCUACACGUGGGGCGAGGUUGCCUCGCAUAUAUACCUACUUUUAUUUCUGGCGAGUGAGCGCCGCAUCCGUCGGAUGGGCGCGCAGUGGCGCGAUGGGGGUGACAAGGUUGUCAUCGAGAUGCCGUAA